AUGCCCAGCUCGGCCCCCUCUGCGCCCAAAUCUCCCAAGGUGUCCCCAGCAUACACCAAUCCCACGCGGCAUACUACAGGAGGUCCUGCUCGCUCCAAGCCGAGCGAGUCGGAGCUAGAAGCUAGGUUGGCCAAGGCUAGAGCGGCUAAUGAGAACAUCAUGGCUAGACGAGCACAAGUGGAGGAAGACUUGCAGAGAUAUGGAGAGAGGACCAAGGAAGAAGAGGCGAAGAGGAGGGAAGCAAUGCAAAAAGAGGCGCAAGUGAAAAGGGAGAAAAAGGAGAGGAUGAGAAAGGAAAGAGAGAGAGAUGUGAGUUGGCUCUGUGGUAGCGGUGGCCCGCUAAGCCAUCGAAUGACGUCACGUGUACGCCUGUGAGAAUGCCUCGUGCAAUGUCAACACGAGAUGCUGAUCAAAGUUUCUUUGUGUUAUCGCCUCGCAGGCCGCUAUAGCGCAAGAGAGAGCAGCGAAUGCGGCGCGAAAGUUGCAGCACUCUUCCACCAGGGCUUGGGACGCGGAAAAGGAAGAUCAAGUGCACAAGCCUUGGGAGAGGAAUGUACGACCGGACGCUGUACAAGGUGGCGCUCGAGCAAGAGGUGCGAGACCAGAAAGAGGCGCCUAG
Ceraceosorus bombacis is the source of this 619-nucleotide messenger RNA. NCBI's taxonomy places the organism in Eukaryota, Fungi, Basidiomycota, Exobasidiomycetes, Ceraceosorales, Ceraceosoraceae. The record is from the annotation of a GenBank genome assembly.